Oncorhynchus mykiss (rainbow trout) is the source of this 2505-nucleotide messenger RNA. NCBI's taxonomy places the organism in Eukaryota, Metazoa, Chordata, Actinopteri, Salmoniformes, Salmonidae. The record is from RefSeq and is a predicted model, not a curated record.
UGUAGAUUAUCGCUAAAAGAGUCCCUGUCCAUGGGUUAGAGAAGUUAGCUAGCUAACUUAGCUAGUAACUUAGUAGCUUGCUAGCUACCGUACUUUAGCUCAAUGACGUACCGGGCUGUGAGUCAGCAGCAGUGACACCGGUAGCUAGCAUGCUGUGCAGUUGGCUAACUAUUUUGCUUGCGUAUAUAAUUAAUAGUGAAUGGUAAUAAUACUAAUAAUACUAAAUGGUAGAAGAUUCCGACACAGACAGAAGUGAUUCCAACCGUAUACCCAUCGACGCAACAUCGCGGGACUUUCGGGAACGCUUGCGAAGCAGACUCAACAGACCAGACCGGGAUUUGUGUAAAGCGGGACAUCCAGGAGAGCGACGAGGAGGCCGUCUGUGUCAAAGAGCAGAGCAUCCUGGAGCUGGGUGGUCUGCUGGCGAAGACGGGCCAGGCUGCAGGUGACACAUCCUCCCUCCCUCAUCCCCUCCGAUUUCAGAGCUGGGCGGUCUCCUGAAGUAUGUGCGGCCAUUUCUGAAUUCCAUCAGCAAGCGGCUGGUGCGCUCGCUGCUGGACCUGUUUCUGGACAUGGAGGCAGCUACAGGCCAGGAGGUGGAGCUGUGUCUGGAGUGCAUCGAGUGGGCCAUGGCUGAGAAUAAAACAUUCCUCAGACAGGCCCUGGAGGUGAGGAGUGGAAGAGGGGACCCCACUGGAAGAGAGCUGAGCGGGAGCACUGACAUGAUGGGUUUGGCUCGUCUCAUCUCUCUGUAUUUUGACACAAAGCGGUAUCAAGAGGCGCUUCAUCUAGGCACCCAGCUACUCCAGGAACUGAAGAAAAUGGAUGACAAGGCCCUGCUGGUGGAGGUACAGCUGCUGGAGAGUAAGACGUACCACGGCCUCAGCAACCUGCCAAAGGCCCGAGCUGCCCUUACUUCUGCACGCACCACCGCCAACGGCAUUUACUGCCCGCCCAAGCUACAGGCCGCCCUGGACAUGCAGUCAGGGAUCAUCCACGCAGCAGAGAAGGACUGGAAGACUGCCUACUCUUACUUCUACGAGUCCUUCGAAGGCUAUGACUCCAUCGACCAUCCCAGAGCGAUCACCGCUCUCAAAUACAUGCUGCUCUGCAAAAUCAUGCUCAACCUUCCUGAGGAGGUCCAGGGUCUCGUCAGUGGAACGCUAGCCCUGCGGCACGCCGGGAGACAAACAGACUCUCUGAAAUGCGUGGUGCAGGCCAGCAAUAACCGGUCGCUGGACGAUUUUGAAAAGGCCCUGACAGAGUACAGAGGUGAGUUGAGAGAAGACUUCAUCAUAAGCACACACUUGACCACGCUCUAUGACAACCUGCUUGAACAGAACCUCAUCCGUGUCAUCGAGCCUUUCUCCAGGGUACAGGGAGAUGUCGAGAGGAAAUUGUCACAGAUGAUUCUUGACACAAAAUUUCACGGUAUUUUGGACCAAGGCGAGGGUGUGCUGAUCAUCUUCGAUGAGCCUGCAGUAGACACAACAUAUGAGGCGGCCCUGGAGACCAUUCAGAACAUGCGCAAAGUGGUGGACUCACUCUACAACAAAGCCAAGAAGCUCACAUAGAGGAGACCACCUGUACCCCAGCACAGAGCUUGUCCGGCAAGUUUGUGAAGCACUCCGGGGAGAGGGGGCGGUGUUCGGACUCAAACAACCCAGCAAGCAAAUAAACCAACCGACCAACCCACAAACUGACAGGGCUAGGCUGCCCCCCCACCCCCACCCCUCUUCAAUUCAGUCUGGGUACAUUUAAAAUAAAAAAAACAGACAUUACAACUACUGGCAUCUCCAUCACAGGUUUCUAUGUUCCUCGGCAUCCCCCUCCUCCCCUCUUUGCCGACCAUCAGGGAAUCUUGUAAAAAAUGAACAAUAAAGAAACAAGCAUAUACAUAACAUGUAUGAAAGAUCUCUGAAAGAGUGUAAUUGGUGGGCUUACAUUGCCUUAAGGUUCAGUUCUGUUGCCAAACAACCCCUGGCCAACCCAUAUGUUUUCUUGCCUUCACCCCCCCCCCAACACACACAGAUGGCAAUCUGGGUCUGCUGGCUUUGUGCCAGAGUGGACAGAAGAAACGGACCACUGUCCCUGCGAACACACCACAGGAAAAGGACAUAGUCAUCGCCACACCGUUUUAUAGUUCCCAGACCUGGGUUAAUAUAUUGUUUGAAAAUCGUUCAAGCACUGAGUGUUUGUUUUAUCCUGCAUGGGGUGCCAGGAGGGUGUGGUUUUCCUUUUUGGGACUUUUCUAUUUGUUCCAUUUCAACAGGUUAGCUUAAUCGAGAACAUAUAAAGUACCUGAUAUGAUCUCUAAUAGUAUUUUAAUCCAGGUGUAAUUGUUUCCUUUCCCUGCCUCCAAUUCCAGUUUGUACAUAAUGUUGCCAGGUGUGUCUCUGUCAGGCCUGCCAUGCUAACACCUCGCCCAUCCCUUUUUUUUUUUUUUUAUUACACUAAACGAGAAUAAAAUAAGCCCUCUGUGCUUUUGGGAGUGGUGGUGAUUGA